GGAGCAACAAUACCACAAGAGAAUAAUCAAACAACGUGAAGAUAGCACUUCCUCCUCUAUAGCUCAAAGAGUUGCUUAUUCAGGCCCAGUUGUUCGUGUUUGUCUUUCAGCAAUGAUGAAGAAAGUUGUACUAUUGGCUUUACCAGUGGUACUUUUAGCGUUGAUCUAUCAAGCCAUUAUUCCACCUCCUCCAAGAACUUGCAGCACUGCUGGUGUUCCAUCACUCACACCAAGAAUCAAACUUAGAGAUGGAAGGAAUUUGGUGUACAAAGAAUAUGGUGUGCCCAAAAAGAUUGCUAAGUAUAAUGUCAUUUAUGUCCAUAGCUUUGGUGGUAGCAAAUUUGAGGCUUCACUUAUAACUCCGCAAGCAAUUGAAGAAUUAGGGGUAUACUUUGUGUCCUUUGAUAGACCAGGUUAUGGUAAAAGUGAUCCUCAUCCAAAGAGAACUUUUAAAAGUUUAGCUCUUGAUAUUGAAGAGCUUGCUGACCAAUUGGAACUUGGAAAUAAAUUCUAUGUUAUGGGAUUUGCUAUGGGUGCGCACUUUGUUUGGGGCUGCCUUAAGUACAUACCUCAAAGAUUAGCAGGAGCUGCAUUAUUGGCCCCAGCAAUCAAUUAUUGGUGGCCAGGACUUCCAGCAAAUUUGACUAAAGAAGCUUAUGAUAAGCAAUUAAUUAGAGACCAAUGGAUUUAUAAAGUUGCAUAUUAUGCCCCAUGGCUUAUGUAUUGGUGGAACACACAACAAUAUAUUCCUGGUUUUAGUGUUAUAACUGGGGAAUUUAAAUUGUCUCCAAAAGAUCUCAAAAUUGCCUCCUCGCUUGAUGAGAUGCAACUUCAGCAGGCAUAUGUUACACAACAAGGAGAAUUUGAGUCCCUCCAUAGAGACCUAAUUAUUGGUUUUGGUAAACCAGAAUUUGAUCCUAUGGAUAUGAAAAAUCCUUUUUCAAAUAAUGAAGGCAACGUACAUUUAUGGCAUGGCGUUGAUGAUGGAAUUGUGUCUGUUAAAUUACAAAGCUUCAUUGCACAAAAACUUCCCUGGAUAAAUUAUCAUGAGCAACAAGAUGCUGGCCACUUGUUUCCUUGUGGGGAUGAUAGUGUAAAAUAUGAUAUAUGGAAGGCCCUUUUGAAUGAGAAAAUUUAAUUGAUUGUUUAUCUUGAUAGUACUGGAUCCAGGAUCUUUUUGUGAUAAUAAUGCUAAUAUGUAACAAAUUUCUUAAGACCACCUACUUUCUGUUUUUACCAGUAUUGGAUUUAGAGCGGACUAAUUUGGAUUUGUGUCAGAAAAUUUCACUUUGAGAAU
This is a messenger RNA of Lycium barbarum (goji berry), 1297 nucleotides long. RefSeq lists its product as uncharacterized. The transcript is spliced from 5 exons. Bases 113 to 1138 code for a protein of 341 amino acids. The record is from RefSeq and is a predicted model, not a curated record. Lineage: Eukaryota; Viridiplantae; Streptophyta; Magnoliopsida; Solanales; Solanaceae.